AUGCCGCCUGCCCGCCCCCACCUCGUGGCCGCAGCCGCCGCCGCCGUCCUCCUCAUCCUCCUCCCUGUCCACCUCGGCCUCGCCACCGCGCAGGGGUUUCGCGGCUUCUCGUACCUCCUCAACUGUGGCGCGGCGUCCCCCAUCACCGACGGCCGCGGCCUCCGCUGGGAUCCCGACGGGAACUACGUCUCUGCCGGCACCCCCGGCGCGGUCUCGCUCCCGGACCUCAUCGAUCCCACGCUCGCCACGCUCCGCAGCUUCCCGCUCCGUCACGGGGCCAAGUUCUGCUACGAGCUCCCCGUCGACCGGAACCGCCGCUACCUCGUCCGCCCCACCUUCUUCUACGGCGCGCUCUUCGCCUCCUCCUCCGCGCCGCCGCCGCCCGUCUUCGACCUGAUCGUGGACGGCACCUUCUGGACCGCCGUCAACACCACCGACGACGCGCGCGCCGGCGCCGCGUCGUCCUACGAGGGCGUGUUCCCUGCGAGUGGAAGGAACAUGAGCUUCUGUCUCGGGGUGAACCCGGACUACACCGACGCCAGCCCGUUCAUCUCCGCGCUGCAGGUGAUCCAGCUCGACGAUUCCGUGUACAACGCCACGGAUUUCCCGACCAGCGCCAUGGGCCUCAUUGCUCGCACCAAGUUUGGCUCCACUGGCGGCAUCGAGAGGUACCCUAAUGACAGUUUUGAUCGCUAUUGGCAGCCAUUCCCGGACAACAAGCAUGCUGUCAGUAGCACCCAAAAUGUUACAUCAGCUGACUUCUGGAAUCUUCCCCCUCCUGACGUGUUUAACACAGCUUUCGUAGCAGAACAAGAUGCACCCCUUGUGUUACAAUGGCCUCCAGUGGCUCUUCAAAAUGAUAGCUAUUAUGUUUCCCUCUACUUUGCUGAUACUUUGCCUGAUAAUUCAAGGACCUUUGACGUAUAUAUAAAUGAUUACCUCUUUUUCAAAGAUCUAAAUGUCACGUCAGCUGGUCUUUCUGUCUUUGCAACGCAAUGGAUUCUCUCAGGCUUGACCACAAUUAUAUUGAAACCUGCUUCUCCUUCUGCUCUUCCUCCACUUAUUAAUGCUGGCGAGGUCUUUGGGCUUUUUCCUGUAGGAAGAUUGACAUAUGCCCGGGAUGUGCUUGCCCUGGAGAGUAUAAAGAAAAACCUUCAAAAUAUACCUGAAGAUUGGAAUGGAGAUCCAUGCAUGCCUUCAGGAUAUUCUUGGACCGGAGUUACAUGUGAUGAAGGAUCAAAAAUACGUGUCAUCUCAUUGAACUUUUCAAGUAUGGGCCUCUCUGGAUUUCUUUCACCUGAUAUUGCCAAACUGACUGCUUUGACUAAUAUAUCUUUCGCACACAACAGACUGGGUGGGUCUAUUCCGAAUCUUAGCAACCUAAGAAAUCUCCAACGACUGCACCUGCAAGAAAACCAGCUAUCUGGAUCGGUACCUGAGACAUUGGGGACAAUCAAUACAUUGCUUGAAAUAUUUUUACAGUACAAUAAUUUAAAUGGAACAGUUCCAGAGAACUUACUGAACAAGACAGGAUUGACUUACGCUAACGUGAUCUUAGGCAGAAGUGACUGUAUUCAUGUGAUAUGA
This is a messenger RNA of Miscanthus lutarioriparius, 1587 nucleotides long. NCBI's taxonomy places the organism in Eukaryota, Viridiplantae, Streptophyta, Magnoliopsida, Poales, Poaceae. The record is from the annotation of a GenBank genome assembly.